Messenger RNA from Dermochelys coriacea (leatherback sea turtle), 5687 nucleotides. It is a transcript of the gene RNF220, whose product is annotated as ring finger protein 220. Gene Ontology annotation, biological process: protein ubiquitination. The record is from RefSeq and is a predicted model, not a curated record. The coding region runs from base 298 to 2142 and encodes 614 amino acids. Gene Ontology annotation, molecular function: metal ion binding; ubiquitin protein ligase activity. The transcript is spliced from 16 exons. NCBI's taxonomy places the organism in Eukaryota, Metazoa, Chordata, Testudines, Dermochelyidae.
CUGAUUAGAGCCAGCACUGAGAGGCAGCGUUGCUCCUUCUCUCACACCAAUUGAGUCUCUUGAUCUGUUCCCUGCAAUCCAAGACCGCCUGCAAAGCCGCCCAGGACUUCCAAUACGACCACACUCUGCUCCUGCUUUCCCGAGCCUGAAAAAGUGUAGCCGUCUCCAGAGGAAUUUCCACUCUUCAGGACGGCGAUGAUGCCUCAGUGAUCUCCCUACUCCAAAACCAGGCCUCGCUUGACUUUCCUUCCAGGGAAGAUUGUUCACCUUGUGACCCUGCUGAGGAAAGAGACUCCGAUGGACUUACACCGGGCAGCCUUCAAGAUGGAAAACUCAUCCUAUCUUCCCAACCCGCUGGCAUCUCCGGCUCUGAUGGUCCUCGCCUCCACUGCUGAAGCCAGCCGGGACGCUUCCAUCCCCUGUCAGCAGCCAAGACCCUUUGGAGUCCCGGUAUCAGUGGAUAAGGACGUGCACAUCCCCUUUACUAAUGGCUCGUAUACUUUUGCCUCCAUGUAUCACCGGCAAGGUGGGGUGCCAGGAGCAUUCGCGAACCGUGACUUCCCCCCAUCCUUGCUACACCUCCACCCUCAGUUUGCACCCCCCAACUUGGACUGCACGCCAAUAAGUAUGUUGAACCACAGCGGCGUUGGGGCUUUCCGCCCCUUUGCCUCCACUGAAGACAGGGAGAGCUACCAGUCGGCCUUUACGCCGGCCAAACGCCUGAAAAACUGCCAUGACACUGACUCGCCCCACCUGCGCUUCUCGGAUGCUGAUGGCAAGGAGUAUGAGUUUGGAACCCAGCUCCCUUCCGGCUCCCCUGGCUCACUCAAAGUCGAUGACACAGGGAAAAAGAUCUUUGCCGUCUCUGGCCUCAUGUCUGACCGGGAGACCUCAUCCAGUCCUGAAGACCGAAAUGACAGAUAUAGAAGCGACAGCCAAAGAGGGCCACAAGCGUCUGCGACCACCACCCACCGUAUGGUUUUAACUCUGCCCCUCUGCAAAAAGAAAGCAACCUUGUUCGACAGCCAGGCCCCGAUCUGCCCCAUCUGCCAGGUCCUUCUGCGCCCCGGUGAGCUGCAGGAGCACAUGGAGCAGGAGCUGGAGAAACUCACUCAGCUGAACGUCAGUAAGAACUCCAUACUGAAGGAUUCCAUGGCACCUGGCACCCCCAAGUCAAUUUUGUUGUCAGCCUCAAUCAAGCGGGAAGGAGACUCUCGGACAGCAUCGCCUCACUCCUCAGAUGAUAUCCAUCACUCAGACAGAUACCAGACCUUCCUGAGAGUGAGAGCGAACAGGCAGACCAGGCUGAAUGCUCGGAUUGGGAAAAUGAAACGGAGGAAGCAAGACGAAGGGCAGGUAUGUCCCCUCUGCAGCCGGCCUCUGUCAGGACCCGAGGAGGAGAUGAGUAGACAUGUGGAACAAUGCCUUGCAAAGAGAGAAGGCUCGUGCAUGACUGAGGAUGACUCCGUGGACAUCGAGAACGAGAAUGGCAAUCGCUUCGAGGAAUACGAGUGGUGCGGGCAAAAGAGGAUACGUGCCACCACCCUCCUGGAGGGGGGAUUCCGAGGUUCCGGAUUCAUUAUGUGCAGUGGCAAGGAGAAUCCGGAUAGCGACGCUGAUCUCGACGUAGAUGGAGAUGACACGCUGGAAUAUGGGAAACCACAGUACACAGAGGCAGAUAUCAUCCCUUGCACCGGGGAAGAGCCAGGCGAAGCCAAAGAGCGGGAGGCACUCCGCGGUGCCGUCUUAAAUGGUGGCACGCCCAGUACCCGAAUAACGCCAGAGUUUUCCAAAUGGGCCAGCGAUGAAAUGCCCUCGACGAGUAACGGGGAGAGCAGUAAACAGGAGGCUCUGCAAAAGACCUGUAAGAACAGCGACAUCGAAAAAAUUACAGAAGACUCUGCAGUGACAACAUUUGAAGCGUUAAAGGCUCGUGUCCGGGAGUUAGAAAGGCAGCUUUCCCGUGGAGACCGCUAUAAAUGUCUCAUUUGCAUGGACUCUUACACAAUGCCCCUGACUUCCAUUCAGUGCUGGCAUGUGCACUGUGAAGAAUGCUGGCUGCGGACUCUGGGUGCUAAGAAGCUCUGCCCCCAGUGUAACACCAUCACGUCUCCCGGAGACCUCAGGCGCAUCUACUUAUGAAGGACACAGCUGGAGGGCGGGACACAGCUACCCGGAUCAGCUCAUCACACCGAGGGGGGAAAACGAUGACAAAAAAAGACGUUUUAAAACCAAUAGACUCCAGAUAUGGACUCAAGGAUAAAGGAGCCGCGGGGAAGCCUUGGCUUCCGUGUCUCUCGUUUUGGGACCUCCUUUGGCAACUCUACUGCGGGCAAGACCAAACCCUUUUUUAAAACCAGUGUUCCCCUCUCCCCAGAGCUGGCUUUGCAUUGCGGAUGGCUUGUGAGCCUUCCUUUGGACUGUGCUAUUCACGCCUCCAACCCCAGAUGACUGGGAAGGGACCCUUGACAGAAGGAGGUUAAAUAACCUGUAACUUGUGUUCUGUGUUCAGUUUGGUUGGUUGGGUUUUUUUGUUUGUUUUUUUGGGUUUGUUUUUUGUUUGGUUGGUUGGUUUUUUUUUUGGUGGUGUUCUAGUGAUUAAAAAAAGGUUUAAAGAAAAAACACACAGGCAGAAAAUGAAGCACAUGUAAUAUAGAUUAUAUAUGUUUACAAUGUUGUGUAUAAAUGGGAUAGACACAAACAUUACAUACUAAUAAGUUGCCCUUUUUUUUGGUUGUAUUUUUUUUAAAGAAGAAAAAAAUUGAGCAGAGAACAUUAAACCCAUAUUUUUCUUGGUUCUGCAAAGUUUUGGCAUUAAAGUCAUUAGUUUAAAAAAAGUAUAUAUCUACAUAUCUAUAAUGUAAAUGGUUUAAUGUUCUGUGAUGUAUAUUUCCUCAGUCAGAUAUGAAGUUAACAGCUUUUUAGUAAUGGCUGUAGCAUCACCCAUAACUUACAAGACUUAUGGGGAGUAGGGGAGAUGGGUUUUGUCAUUAGUCGUAGCUGAUGGGGCUGUUUCGAAUAGAAUCGUUAUCCCACAGAAAGCCAGCGGCGUUUAGUUUCUCAUUGGGAAGCGGGGGGCGGUUGGAAAGGUCUGGCUCAGGUGCUUUCACCUCUUUUCCAUCUGGGGCAGGGGCAGGAGUUGAGAUUAGCUAGGAGACAGGAAUGAACCCGGCCAAGUGCAGCUGUCUCCAGUGGCUGGGAAUCUGCACCCCAGGGCUACUGCACCCCAGGCUGCUUCAGUUAACCCAGCCAUUGCCCACGAAAACCAAAGGCCAUGCCCCUGUCCAAGCAAAAAUGUGCAACUGGCUUGUUUUGUUCCCACUGGAAAGGAAUUCACUGCCCAAUGGCCCAGGGUCUUCCCUCUGCUCCAGCGCAUCUCCUCCGCCCACAGGAGAGGUGGGGCCAUGGCACAGGCUCAGAGCCAAGGCUUCCGUCUGUGCUCUCCCUUCUGGCUGAGACCAUUACGGGCUGAGUAGUGGGAGGUGACUACGGUACAAGGAAGGAAGACUCUUGCUAGAGGUGUUCUCUGGGGAGGCUGUUGUGCUGCCUUUUUUUACCAUCUCCGUCCAUCCUGCUGUCUUGUUCUACCGCUUUGUCAGUACUGGCUGGGAGAGGCGUCAGAAUUGCACUGACUUUCUGGUAUGAGCUCUUCGCUACAGUGGAAGGUUGCUUUAGAUCGCCAAUCUCUUCCAGAGCCUGCCUGGGCCGGAGUUCCUAGGACAUGGUGCACGUUCCUCCUCUUAAAACAAUGCAAAGUAACUUCCGCAUCUAAGUAAAGGGCGUCGCUAGGGCACCUCUCUCAGGCCACUGAGUUGGCAAGGAGAACCCAGCCUCACCGAACUGACUAAGAUGAGCAAAGAUUCAGAUACUUCCAAUCAGUGCCAGAGAUCCCCAAUGACCUUUUCCUGGGAGAUUUCUCCUAGCUUCUUCCACAGCAGCACCUACAGCAGCUCUCAGUUGUCCUUAGCUUCCAGGUCCACAGCCGCACACAACUGUCACCAGCUGAGGUUUGCCAUCUGCUCCCCUGUUUCCUUGGGAACAAAGAAAUGAAUAUGAUUUUACCUACCAAAAAGCAACGUACACCUCUCAAGCCAGUUGAGUUUUGCAAGGCUGCGUGAAUGUUGUUUAAAGUUUCUCACUGGUGGCUGUUGUUGCCAGGGUGUGGUGACCUUGCAGGACAGUAGCCCAGUGUUGAAAUGUGGGAGGAGGGAAGUUGGUGAAGUUAACCUUGUGUUGCUGUUCACCAGGCAGCACCCUCUCACUAGUUGUCUCGCUUCAUGAACCCAGGUGAGAGACCAGAAUAAGCUAGACACAGGAAUAUUGCACCUCAGGGGUCAUUUGAAGGCCUUUGGGAAGCCAAGGUAACUCCUACUUGCUGGAUUUCUUGGUGUUGGCCACCUGGCCACUAUAGGGUGUGCUGACAUCAAGAGAGUCUGCUACUUGGGAAUCUGGACUCCUCCCCAGCACUGCAAAGAUGGUUUGUGUUUUGCAGUAACAGAAUAUUUGGUGAGGCAGCUUUUCUCAGUGGUGAUAUUUCUAUCACAACUUCCCUGCCUGAGUGUGUGAUGUCUUCUCCUGGGAGCUGCCAUUUUGGCCAGUGUCUUGCUGUUUGAUUUCUAAAGGACCCUGUUGCACAAAAUAAAUCUGUCUCCUGAUGGAAUUGUAUCUCUUCCCUCCCCUCCCCCCACCAACAAAGAUGAUAUCACUUAACUCUGAGCUUCCUGGGUUCUUGCGCUCUCAAGGCAGCAACCUCUACCUACAGUACAGUUGCCCCUGUGAGUCUGUCCCGGGCGUCUGUGGCCAUUCCCUGGUAGCUGACAUGCUGCACACGUGUACCUUCUUGGGUGGUCUGGGAGAUGGAGAAGAAUCUGUGACUGCGAGAGAAAACUAUUCUAACAUUCCAAGUUUGGAAGUUUCUCCCCUGCGGAGACAGGCCUGUGAGAGCAGAGGGAAGGGCUGCAUGUGCAGUUAAGCCUUGGAACGCCAUUUGUUAUGCCGGGAAGUAGCCCUGCCUGUAGCACUUAAGCCCUGGGAAAGGCAGUCAGUAGGUUUGGUUUUUAAAUUGGAAUAAUAAACUCUGCAUGGGGGGGCCGCCUUGUCCAGCACUAGCUGCAGGUGCCCUUGGUACUAGAGCUGGGAUCUCUCUGUGAAUGGAAUUGGAGAAUGCACAGUGAUUUUUUUUUUUUUUAAAGGCAGUUGGGAAUGGGGAAGUGGGGAGGGCAGGUUCCCCAGUGCCCAAGCUCUGCCUUGCAAGGAGGCACUGAGAGCCAGGCUCUCUCUCGUGUGUUGUGGAGCAGCAAUGUGCUGUGUACGUAUCUGUAAAAUCAUAUGUAACCAGUAAUGUUUUGGUUUUUUUUUUUUAAUGUAAAGCCGUCCCUGUUUUUAAGAAGGGUGGGGAUCUGAGGGAAGAAUGGAGAGAGAAGAGUCUCGUUCUGGCCUUCUCAGGAGCCAGCCGCGUUUUGUAACCAAACGAUUGCUUUCUCCUCUUCCACAAUGAGCUUAAACAAAAAAAAAAAACAAAAAAAAAACAAAAAAAGAAAUUAACUCUUUGCCCAAAGAAUCCCAAUUGCACAAAGUGAUAUUCCAGUUGUGUCAAUGAUUGUGUGUCAAUGUAUAUUAUAUAAAAAGGUACUUGUCAUUCCCGUUUGUAAACUACAUUUGACAUUAAUUAAACAAGUAUAAAUCUU